Xyrauchen texanus (razorback sucker) is the source of this 1608-nucleotide messenger RNA. Its product is annotated as dihydrolipoyl dehydrogenase, mitochondrial-like. Lineage: Eukaryota; Metazoa; Chordata; Actinopteri; Cypriniformes; Catostomidae. Gene Ontology annotation, cellular component: oxoglutarate dehydrogenase complex; mitochondrion. The coding region runs from base 81 to 1604 and encodes 507 amino acids. The transcript has 14 exons. The record is from RefSeq and is a predicted model, not a curated record. Gene Ontology annotation, molecular function: flavin adenine dinucleotide binding; dihydrolipoyl dehydrogenase (NADH) activity.
CUGCGCAUGCGUAAAUCGUCAAGUCCUUGGACGUUCCGAUCGCUGUAGGUGAAGCGUCUCGAGAGGGACGUACUGUCAAAAUGCAGACCUGGAACCAUCUAUACCGCACACUCGCCACGCGAGGUCAGCCCCUCUCCUGCAAGAUACACGGUGCCACAGUCUUAUCUGCAAGAACGUAUGCAGACAAAUCAGCAAUCGAUGCUGACGUCACAGUUGUGGGAUCUGGGCCUGGAGGGUACGUUGCUGCCAUCAAAGCAGCUCAGCUUGGUUUUAAGACAGUGUGCGUGGAAAAGAAUGUGACCCUUGGAGGAACGUGCUUAAAUGUGGGCUGCAUCCCAUCAAAGGCUCUUCUGAACAACUCUUACUUGUAUCACUUGGCACAUGGGAAAGACUUUGAAAGCAGAGGCAUUGAAAUUCAGGGGCUGUCAUUGAACCUGGAGAAGAUGAUGGCACAGAAGAGUGGGGCUGUCAAAGCGCUGACAGGAGGAAUCGCACACUUAUUCAAACAGAACAAAGUAACUCAUGUCAAUGGGUUUGGAACGAUAACUGGUAAGAAUCAAGUGACUGCGAAGACUGCUGAUGGAGAUCAUGUCAUAAACACUAAGAACAUCCUGAUCGCCACUGGAUCAGAUGUCACCCCUUUCCCAGGGAUUCAGAUCGAUGAAGACACUGUGGUCUCUUCCACUGGCGCUUUGUCCCUCAAGAAGGUUCCAGAAGAGCUCAUUGUGAUUGGUGCUGGAGUCAUUGGAGUCGAGUUGGGGUCCGUGUGGCAGAGAUUGGGUGCCAAAGUUACAGCCGUUGAGUUUCUCGGACAUGUUGGGGGAAUGGGCAUCGACAUGGAGAUCUCCAAGAACUUCCAGCGAAUUCUUCAGAAGCAGGGCUUGCAGUUCAAACUGGGCACCAAGGUUUUGGGUGCCACCAAGAGACCUGACGGCAAGAUUGAUGUAGCUGUGGAGGCUGCUGCUGGGGGAAAGAAUGAGACGCUCACAUGUGACGUUCUCUUGGUGUGCAUCGGUCGCCGCCCCUUCACCGGGAACCUCGGCCUUGAGAGUUUGGGUAUCGAGCUGGAUAACCGUGGAAGAAUUCCGGUCAACGGUCGCUUCCAGACCAAAGUGCCUAGUAUCUAUGCUAUUGGAGAUGUGAUAGCUGGACCCAUGUUGGCCCACAAAGCUGAGGAUGAAGGUAUCAUUUGUGUUGAGGGAAUGGCAGGGGGAGCCGUCCAUAUCGACUACAAUUGUGUACCCUCUGUUAUUUACACACACCCUGAGGUCGCCUGGGUUGGUAAAACUGAGGAACAACUCAAAGAGGAAGGCGUGCCUUAUAAAGUGGGCAAAUUCCCAUUUGCUGCUAACAGCAGAGCGAAGACAAACGCGGAUACAGAUGGACUGGUGAAGAUCCUCAGCCACAAGGAUACAGACAGGUUGCUGGGAUCACACAUUGUGGGAACGGGAGCAGGGGAGAUGAUUAAUGAGGCUGCAUUAGCAAUGGAGUAUGGAGCAUCAUGUGAGGACAUUGCAAGAGUGUGCCAUGCCCACCCUACUGUGUCAGAGGCAUUCAGGGAAGCCAACCUUGCUGCUUCGUUUGGAAAAGCUAUCAACUUUUAGAUUU